AUGAAUGAACAUGUCUGAAUUUUCCAGCGCUCGGUUCGGUCGUGUUGAGCACCCGUUUGUCUGCGUUGCGUUCCCGCGUACGAUUUGACGUAAUUUUUUUGAAUUUUUGCCGAGGCUAUAGGCUGCUGGUUCGCUGUGGUAUUUCGAUCCGUAGAAAUCGCUGGCAGACCGACCCCAUAUCACGCCGCUUUAUAAAUAAUGCAAGUGCAGUCCGUCGCCCCGAGGGCAGUACGGGAAAUCUAUUUUCGCCAAAUGCAAUAAAUCAAAGGCAAAAACAAAGUUAAAGCAAAAACAAAUACAAAAACAAACGCAAAUUAAUCGCAUAUCAGUAAUUUGUGCUACAAGCAAUCGGAGUGCUAUAUAGAUCAUUUAUAUACGGUUAUGUCAUGGAAAAUCAUUGAGUGGAUUUUGAACAUUUCCUAGGGCAUAUAUUGGGCAUAAGGAUAGUGGGAACAGUUAAAACAAAGCCAAAAGAAACAAAAAUAACAUUGGAAACGCGUGUCAUUUUUUUGCAAACUUUUUUUUUGCGAUAUCAGCGCCGGCAGCAGAGAAACUUGUAAAAAUCCCGCCCGCCCGACAGACCCCCUUUGGUCGUCUCUUCUUUUAUUGCCCUCACGCGUUUUUUGUUUUUGUGCGUGCCGUGCUUGUGUGUUUGUUAGCCGGCAGUUUGUGAGAGUGUAUUAGUGGAGGAAAACAGCUGUUUGUUGCAAACGUUACGCUCUCUCUUCACGUGGCUUUCCCUUGCUGGCUCGCUGUCACUCUGUCUGUCUGUCUGUGCCCCCGCCCCCCCGCGCUUUGAGUGCCAAGCAGUGCAAAAAGAAAAGAGAAAAGCUCUUCCAUCCACACAAUAAAACAAAAAACAGCAUCCACAACAUCCACAUCAAUAUGGCGGCAGCGAUAGCGACGACAGGAGCAUCCUCCAGGAGGAACAUCUGUGUGACGCAGCUCCUGCUCUUCGCCCUCCUCUGUGGCGGCAUUGUGGGCCUCGUCGAUGGCAAGCAUUUGGGGGACCACCAGCACCAGCAUCAGCACAGUGCCGCAACGCACCAUCGGCGACGCCUGCAGCGGGACUCGCGCGCCAAGGAUACAGCGCAGCAGCAGUGUGAGGCCGUCAAGGGGUAUUUCGAGUCGAUCGACAUUCAUUCGAGUGGAGUCUACAAUGAAAAAGGCGCCAUUUGCGGUGGCAACUGCUGCAACAAUGCCACCGAGCUGGAGCUCCGCCAGAAGGCCGCGGGAAUGUUUGAGCAGCUGCUGCAUCAUCACACGAGCAGCCUGCGCGGGAUCCUGGCGGAUAAUGCCAACCAAUUCCAGAGUCACGUCCUGGAGCUGGCCCAGCAGUCGGAGAACAAGACACUGACGGUCUUCUCCAAGGUCUACAUUCGAAUGGUGCCGCUGUCGGGGAUGAUGAUCCGCCAGUUGUAUACGGAAAUCAUGAACCACCUGAACUACAUCUCCAACUACACGAACAGCAACGGCCAGAUGGGCGGCAAGGCCGGCAUUGGCAGCCUACGGAGUGGCCUCGAGGACGCCGUGCACAAGUUCUUCGUGCAGCUGUUUCCCGUGGCCUACCACCAGGCGGUGCACCUCGCCAAGAACAAUUACGGGGAGCUGCACGAGGACUACAUCAACUGCCUGAAGCACAACUUUGACGAGCUGCAGCCCUUCGGGGGCAUACCCAGGGAGAUCCAGAGCAGCCUCGUCCAGAGCGUGCACAUGUCGAACGUGUUUAUGAACGCCCUGCUGCAGAGCGCCGAGGUUCUGGCCGAGGCGGACGCCCUCUACGGCCAGCAGCUGACGGACACGUGCAAGAUGCAUCUCCUCAAGAUGCACUACUGCCCCAACUGCAACGGCCACCAGACGCGGGGCCAGCCGCAGAUCUGCAACGGCUACUGCAUGAAUGUGAUGCGCGGCUGCUCGGCGGAAUAUGCCGGCCUGCUGGACAGUCCCUGGUCGAGUGUCGUGGAGGCGUUGAGCAAUCUGGUCACCACCCACAUUGUGACGGACAGCGGCAUCAUCAACACCAUCAUGAAGCUGAGCACCAAGAUCUCCGAUGCCAUCAUGCAUGCCAUGGGCAAUGGUCCGGAGCUGGAGCAGAAGGUUAAGAAGACAUGCGGCACGCCCAAUCUGUCGCCCUCGCUGACCGACGAGUCGGAGACGCGUCUGCAGCAGCACAAGAACAGCGUCAAGUGGGCCACGCCACCGGAUCCGGACAUGGUGCGCUUCCUCUCCACCAUCGAGAAGACCAAGGAGUUCUACACGAACAUUGUGGACAACUUCUGCGAUGCCGAAUACACCACCGAUGAUCGUCUCUGCUGGACAGGCGAUCGCAUUGGCGACUACACACAGCUGCUGAUCGACACCGGGAUGGACAGGCAGCGCUACAAUCCCGAGGUGCCCUGGAAGACCCAGACGCAGGUCAGCAAGCUGAACGAGCUGGUGGACAAGCUGAUCAAGAUACGCAAGAGCAUUGGAGCAGCGGCACCCUCUUCCAGCGUACAGUCGCACGACAUCCAAAGCGACAUGGGCCGCGAGGGUUCUGGCGGCGGCGGUGGCCAAAUCAGCGACGAUGAUGAGGAGUACGGCGGCGGCAUACACGGCUCCGGCGAUGGUUCUGGCGAUGGUGCCACAUCCAUCGACGAUCGCGCUGGCGAAACGACCAUACCGGACACCGAGCAGCGCGAGAAUAACCAGAGCGGCGGUGCCUCCAAACCGCUGGCAGCCCCUGCGACGUGCCUGCUCCUCACUCUAGUCACAAUACUCUACAGGAGUUGCAGUUAAGCCAUAGCGACGACAAAGGAUUAAGGAUAAAUGAGUUCCCGAACAGCGACAGCCGCAACAGCCGCAACAGCAACCGAUGGAUGGCAGCGAAAUGCACGCGAGAGAAUCGAUUAAAAUCAUUAAUUAAUAACUAUUAUCAUUAUUAUUAUUAUUAUUUGUGUAAUUCUUAAGUUGUUACAAAACGUAAUUUAUUAGCCCCGUAAGCGCCAACACCCCCACCCCCCAACCCCCUUCCCAAGAAAAAGGGGAAUUUCGGAGCAGCGCCCCUUCUAGCUUUUCCAUUUCCACGAAACGAAUUUCCCCAUGCAGUAGCAUGCAUCUCUCCAACAAGACUUAUGUGCCAUAAAAAAGGGUGUUGGAAAUGUGUGUGUCUGCUUAAAACGAAAGAAAGAAAAUAACUCAAAAGCAAGAAAGGAAAAGCCCAAAUUAAAAGUUAAACAAAACAGGCUCAAACUCAGACUCAAACUCAAACCAGGCCACAAGCCCCAAGCAGGAUAGGCACGGAGUGUGUGUGCAGUUUGUUCAGAUAAAUGUUAAUACUACUACAUACACACACAUAUAUACUAUACUAUUUGUAGCGUACAGUAGUACAGUAAAGCUCAAUGUUCAAAGUACAUGUUGUUCCUUCUUGAAAUUGAAAUUGAAAUUGAGAAAAAAGCACACAGAAAACAGAAAACAGAAAAGGGAGAAAACCGAAAGAUCACAAAAAAUAUUAUAGUACAUACGGAAUAAAUACAUACGUAAAGUAAAACAAAUAUAAAAUCUGUUAAACUAAUACGAAAUUAUUAUUGUUGUCGUCUACACACACACACACACACACACACACAUUUUGAACUGAACAAAAAAAAACAUUUGAGAAAAUUAAUGCAUACAAAUGGAAUUUAGUUGAGUAAAAAAGAAAGCACUUUACGGGAAAAACUAGAAGACUUACAGCUUUAUACGCAAGAAAAAGAAAAAACAAAAAGCAAAAAACAAAAAAGAAUACAAAAAAAAAGGAAGAUGAUGAUGAGAAUCGAUUGAUAUAUACGUAUAUUAUAUGUAGGCAUUAUUUAAAAUUAGAGAAGAAAAUGUCAUUGGAAAUGCAUUCAGCUAAUUAGAGUUUACGAAAGUUAUGUCUAUGGAAUCAAUCGUUCUGUAACUUUAAGUUUUGAGAGUUGGGUUUUGAGAGGCAGGGAGAGGAGAACAGCGCACAAAACAAAUCACAAUUUGAGAUGAAAAACGCAAAUCGCAUUCGCAUUCGAAAAACGAAACACGAACACACACGAAAAACGGAAAACGGAAGAAAAAAAAACUAUUGUUGCAAUCUAAUGGAUACUUUAGACAGUGUUUGCAAAGCGCUGGGCGACACUCUAAAAAAUAUAAUAUAUAUAAAUAAAAAUAAUAAUAAUACAUCUACGAGAAUAUAUUAUAUAGUAUACAAAAUGAAUAUGAAAUAUGCAUACAUACACACAUACAUACGAGUACGAUUACAAUAAGAACAUAACAUAUACAUACACACACACAUACACGAAUUAACUAAUUAAAUCGUAAUCUAAUGCUAGUGCGUCGUAAACUGUAACGAUUUAGCCAGUAAUGUGUAAAAAGCAAAACAGAGUUGGGCAGAAGAGAAACAACAACAACAACAACAGAAACAACAACCGAAACAACAACCGAAACAACAUUUAGUUAGUAGCAAAUUAACAAAAGCAAAAGGCAACAAACCAUGAAAAUCUAGGCCCAAAAACCCCCAAAAACCCAAAAACCAUAAAAACAAAUUGGUCUAAAAAGGCACUACAAUCCGAUUGUGGGUUGUGUGGCGUUGCGUUGUGCCUGUGCAUUGCAACUAUUGUAUAAUUAUUAUUUGUAUCAUUAUUAUUUAACUAUUGCAUGUGAUUAAUAAUAUUUAAGUUAAACGUAAACGCAACAUAUUAAAUUGUAACAUAUGUAUACCGCAAGCAACAGCAAACAACAGCAAACAGCAGCAACAUCGUCGUCGUCGUUGUUGUUGUAAAUCUAUUCGAAAUGAUAACCAAUGCAAAAGCAAAACAAACGAAAAUUGCACAAAAAAAUAUAAUUAAAUGUACUACUUUUUAGAUGCAUUCAAACAAAUAAUAAAUAAUUAUGUAACAAAAAAAAAACAA
Messenger RNA from Drosophila miranda, 4898 nucleotides. It is a transcript of the gene dally, whose product is annotated as division abnormally delayed protein. Gene Ontology annotation, biological process: positive regulation of canonical Wnt signaling pathway; cell migration; regulation of protein localization to membrane. The record is from RefSeq and is a predicted model, not a curated record. The transcript is spliced from 9 exons. Lineage: Eukaryota; Metazoa; Arthropoda; Insecta; Diptera; Drosophilidae. Gene Ontology annotation, cellular component: cell surface; extracellular region; plasma membrane. The coding region runs from base 886 to 2778 and encodes 630 amino acids.